Messenger RNA from Engraulis encrasicolus (European anchovy), 1331 nucleotides. RefSeq lists its product as uncharacterized. The transcript has 5 exons. The record is from RefSeq and is a predicted model, not a curated record. Gene Ontology annotation, molecular function: cysteine-type endopeptidase inhibitor activity. NCBI's taxonomy places the organism in Eukaryota, Metazoa, Chordata, Actinopteri, Clupeiformes, Engraulidae. Gene Ontology annotation, cellular component: vesicle; cytoplasm. The coding region runs from base 382 to 855 and encodes 157 amino acids.
GACACAAAAACGCCUUCCUUGUUAUUGUCAAAGCGCCAUUGGAGGAGGUGGCUGCCAAUCCAAUGAUCCGGAAGAACCAGAUGACGCUCCGAGGCUGCCAACGCACUCAUGUAUGCGCCACCCAAUCCACGCACUCACGCUACAACACUGUAGUAGCAACACUUUCUCCCUGGACAACGCAUCUCUGUUUGGAGAGAAGAUAUCACACAUCUGCGAGACCGCUGCGCUCGCUGUCUCGAUCUGCCUUCGAUCUGCCUUGCGGUGCCAGUGACGCUCUGCCUGCCUGCCCAGAGAAGUGAAGCCAUAGGACCACAUAGGACCUCAUAGGACCACAUAGGACCUCAUAGGACCACAUAGGACCUUAUAGGACCAUAUAGGACCAUGGCUCUCCACAUUAUUGUGCUGCUGUCGAUGAUCUCGGUGUUUGAGGUGGCACUGGGAGAUCAGCCUGCAGAUGAACCGCUGGUCAGCAUAAGAAACGUGCAGCUCCUUGGAGGCUGGAACCAAGUACAUCCCGAGAAGCCUGAGAUCCAGGAAGCUGCUAAGAAAGCAGUGGACCACUUUAAUGUGGACUCCAAGGCCAAGAAGUACUUCAAACUGCUGGAGGUGUCUGCUGCUGAAACACAGGUAACCAAUGUGAUCAACUACAAGAUCACAGCCACCAUUGGGAAGACCAAAUGCCGCAAGGCUGAAAACGCCGACCUGGAAACCUGUGACAUGGCAAAGAAGAGACUGCAGUGCAAAUUCACAGUCCAAUACAAUCCACGCAACGAUGAGUUCAAGGUCGUCGCCACAAAAUGCAAGAGAUCAGACCGCAGACCCUCAAAGGACUCUGUGGAUGCGCCUGCCCAGUGAGGUUGCAAUGAUGGAUUACUUUUUUUGUAAGCUUGUUAUACUUUUGGUUACACUUCAUUUUUGUCAGUUUUUUUUUGUACCAUCAAUUACACAAUUGUGUAGCAACAUUUAAUAUUAUGUACUUAGGGUUUAGGGUCAAUACUCCGUAUGUACAGAACAUGUGCAUAGUAUUGCAUGUUGCUGCACAUAGAUACUGUAAAAAAAGGAACCGUUCAAUAUUGUUAUCACAUUUUUUCACUGAUCUAUUUUUGUACAUCUCUCAAACAUUUGGCCUUUGGGUGAGGGGUUGAUGUUAUUUAUUGUAUAGGAUAACAACAUGUUUUUAUGUUAGGGCUUUGAGGAUUGCAGGGUUUUUUUGGAAUUGUAUUAGGACAUAAUGUUUCACACCCACAUAAGAGAAGCACAUAAAAGUACCUUUUGGACAGAUCUUUUGGACUUUUGGGAAAAGAAUUAAUAAAUUUGAACUUCUCAUUCAA